CCCCUCAGGGGGCGGGGAGGUGUUGGGGCGCUCAGGGGCCAUGGGGGAAGUCAUGGUCAGGCCAUUCGGUGUGAGCGCGGGGCGCCGGGGGCCACCUGUGGCGGCGCGUGGCAGGGGGCGCGCCUAGGCCCACAGGCGCGAGGGCCGGCCGAGCAGAAGCGGCCGGCGCGCAGCUGAGCCCAGGUACCAGCACCCGGCCCGAGCCUCCGGCUUCCGCCGGGUCAGCUGACUAUUUAGUGCGGAACUGCGCGCUGGGCGCUGCUGCCCGCCGCCGCCGCGCUCUGCGCUCAGUGCUCCGCUCUCGGUGCUCCGCGCCGCGCGUCCGCCCAGUCGGCAUGGCCGGGCUCGUGGUCAGUGGAACUCAAGUGUCCUACAUAGGCCAGGACUGCAGAGAAAUUCCAGAGCACCUUGGCAGGGACUGUGGACAUUUUGCAAAGAGGCUCGAUCUGAGCUUUAACCUUCUGAGGUCACUGGAAGGACUGAGCGCGUUCGGGAGCCUGGAGGAACUCAUCUUGGACAACAAUCUGCUCGGAAACGACCUCGUGUUGCCAGGGUUACCCAGGCUCCAUACCUUAACCCUCAACAAGAACCAGAUCACUGACUUGGAGUGUCUCCUUGAUCACCUGGCAGAAGUGACACCAGCUUUGGAGUACCUCAGCCUGCUGGGUAAUGUGGCAUGUCCCAAUGAGCUGGUCAGCUUGGAAAAGGAUGAGGAAGACUACAAGAGAUACAGAUGCUUUGUUCUGCACAAGCUGCCCAAUUUGAAGUUUCUUGCCCGGAAAGUAACCAGACAAGAACGAGAGGAAGCUUUGCUCAGAGGGUCGUUCAUGAAAGUGGUGAAGCCCAAGGCUUCCAGUGACUGCGUCACAGCCUCUCCAGAGCACCACUAUACACCCCUGCCUUCUGCUUCCAGAGACCUCACCAAUCAUCGAGGUGUCCUGGGGAAGUGUCGCUAUGUUUACUAUGGGAAAAACUCGGAAGGCAACAGGUUUAUUCGAGAUGACCAGCUCUGAUGGCAAGUUCUGUAUGCUUUAGCCUGUGUCAUGAGAAUAAAAGUAAAAGGGCAAAUAAAAAUAAAGAAAAAGCUGAAGGAAAAAAACAAUGGCCCACAUUGCGUCUCUGUGAGAAGGCUAUGACUUCAGCCUUUGGUACCUUCUGCUGACUUUGCCAGGCCUGUCAAGAUCAUCCUUCUGCCUUAGACUGAGUGGUCACAUAGAGAUUGACAUGAUUGCCCUUAAGCAGGUCUCAUCCACUAGGGUGACAGACAGCGGCAGCGAAGCACCGGGGCUGACAGGAGGAACACCAUGAUAGAUUGCCUGGCCCCUCCACUGCUCACAGGGGAGCAGAGGUCACACCUGGGGCCUCCCUGAGCAUGCGUACUGGCCAUAGUCAAGUGAGAGAGACUGUGUCUUCAGCUUGCCUAUUGAGUAGAGAU
Molecule: messenger RNA, 1435 nt
Organism: Ailuropoda melanoleuca (giant panda)
Lineage: Eukaryota; Metazoa; Chordata; Mammalia; Carnivora; Ursidae
Gene: LRMDA
Product: leucine rich melanocyte differentiation associated
Biological process (GO): melanocyte differentiation
Molecular function (GO): protein binding
Source: RefSeq, a predicted model, not a curated record